Siniperca chuatsi (mandarin fish) is the source of this 2871-nucleotide messenger RNA. It is a transcript of the gene eomesb, whose product is annotated as eomesodermin homolog b. The transcript has 7 exons. Gene Ontology annotation, molecular function: DNA-binding transcription factor activity, RNA polymerase II-specific; RNA polymerase II cis-regulatory region sequence-specific DNA binding. The record is from RefSeq and is a predicted model, not a curated record. Lineage: Eukaryota; Metazoa; Chordata; Actinopteri; Centrarchiformes; Sinipercidae. Gene Ontology annotation, cellular component: nucleus. Gene Ontology annotation, biological process: regulation of transcription by RNA polymerase II; CD8-positive, alpha-beta T cell differentiation involved in immune response; endodermal cell fate specification. Bases 505 to 2313 code for a protein of 602 amino acids.
CCUGCCCCUCCCCUGGAGAUCAGAGGAGAACCUGAUAAUAGGCUGCUAUCUGUGCGUCAUGGCCACAAGAAGAGAGCAGCUGUGAAAGCGGGAGUGCGCCUCUACACUCUGAUCAGUCCGCCUCCACAUGGCUCAGGCUUUAUUUCAUGCUCCCUCCUCAACCCCAAACACAACAUGAUGUCAUGUACCGGUAUGGGCUCAGCUUCGCAGCUCAUUUCGCGCGUUGAUGUUGCCUAAGAUUUUAAUUUAGGCCUAGUUAAAAUAAUUUUCUUGUGUCUUAAACUUGAUUUGCAAACGGAGACAGGAGGGAGACUCGCUGGAUUUCAGUGGAUGAGGGAAGAAAGAAAGAAAGAAGUUUUUAUCAGAACACCUACAACUGGCAUUAAAACUGUUUUAGUGAUUCCUGAAAGGGGGGGGGACUUCCAGGAAACAACAGUCUCAACUGGGAUCAAAGAAAGCAAUCAACCUCUGUAUCAACGCUGAGUAACGACGACAAAAGCAGUCAUGCUCGGCGGUGAGGGAGAGAGCAGCACCUUCACUUCUACGAAGGAAGCAGCGGAUGAGAGGUGCAAGUCUCCGGCUGUGGAUGGGGACGGUCCGGCUGCUGGCAGCAGGUACACAGAGCACGGGAUGGGUGCUGACCGCUACUACAUCCCUCCCAUAGUUUCUAAACAGAGCCCAGAAACACCGAAUCCCUGCUCUUUUAUCCCUUAUACCCCCAGUGGGACGGUUUACACCCCGUCCGGCGCUGGCAGGUACCCCUCAUCUCUCCACCUGGGCUCCGUGUUGCCCCCCGCGGGAUUUCCCCCCUCCACCGCCGGCCGCACUCACUUCAGCUCGGCUUACCAGCUCGGGCAGAGCCCUGGCUGCAUCUACCCGCCCUACACUGGCUCUGGGUCGGCUCUCAGCAACAUUACUCUGCCCACCGCCGGCCCGGGGAUGAGGGCCCAGGUCUACCUCUGCAACCGGCCGCUGUGGCUCAAGUUCCACCGGCAUCAGACCGAGAUGAUCAUCACCAAGCAGGGCAGACGGAUGUUCCCGUUCCUCAGUUUUAACAUAGCUGGUCUCAACAUGACAGCGCACUACAAUGUGUUUGUGGAGGUGGUGCUGGCGGACCCUAACCACUGGAGAUUCCAAGGUGGCAAGUGGGUAACCUGUGGGAAGGCGGACAACAGUAGCCAAGGGAACAAAGUCUACGUCCAUCCAGAGUCUCCAAACACCGGGGCCCAUUGGAUGAGACAGGAAAUCUCCUUCAGCAAACUAAAACUUACCAACAACAAAGGAACCAGUCACAGUACUUCACAGAUGAUUGUCCUGCAAUCGCUGCAUAAGUACCAGCCUAGGCUGCACAUCGUGGAAGUGACGGAGGAUGGGGUGGAGGACAUUAACAGUGACGUUAAGAGUCAAAGCUUCACCUUUCCAGAGACCCAAUUCAUAGCUGUCACUGCCUAUCAGAACACUGAUAUUACACAGCUGAAAAUUGAUCACAACCCUUUUGCCAAAGGAUUCAGAGAUAAUUAUGAUUCAAUGUACACAGCUACAGAGAAUGACCGCCUGACCCCAUCACCAACCGACUCGCCCCGUGCCCACCAGAUUGUCCCCGGCACCCGCUACACCAUGCAGCCCCUCUUCCAGGAUCAAUUUGUCAACAACCUUCCCCAGAAUCGCUUCUACAACAGCGAGAGAGCCGUGCCACAGACUAACAGCCUCCUCUCACCUCAGGCAGAAGACGGAGCUUCACAGAGGUGGUUUGUCACCUCCGUGCAGCAAGGGGGAAACGGCAGUAGCACCAGCAACAAGCUAGAUCUGACACCCUAUGAAGGGGAAUACUCUAGUUCCCUGCUUCCUUAUGGUAUUAAAUCCCUGUCCAUGCAAACAUCCCACGCUCUCAGCUACUACCCAGACUCUCCUUUCACCACCAUGUCUGCAGGGUGGGGGUCCAGAGCACCAUACCAGAGAAAGGUAACUACCAGCCUGCCAUGGUCUCCCAGGCCCAGUCCUACUGUUGGUUUCCCAGAAGACUCAAACAAAGUUAAACCACAGAUAGAUGAGGAGGUUAACAGCAGUGGAGGCCUGAUCUCCUCCUGGACAGAGACGCAGCCAUCAGCUCUGUCCCUAGACAAGGCUGAUUCGUAUUCCAUGGCCUGCAAACGAAGGCGUUUGUCUCUUAAUGGUCCUAGCACAGAGGACUCACCCUCUGACAUCAAAUGUGAGGACUUGGUCUCUGCUACCGGCAACAGUAGCUCGUACAGCAAAGAAGCUCCCUCAUCCAAAGGCAUGGCAGGUUACUAUUCCUUUUACACAAACCCUUGAAUGUUUUGUCUCUGAAAUAUUUUGUUUCUCAUUUUGAUUGUUCUUCAUCUGCCACCAUGAAAAAGAAAUAUUAUUUAGCUCUUAUAUUAUGUGCACACCCAGAAUUUGUCUUGGUGGUGAUAAAUGUUUUUAUUCUCCUGUUGUGGUGACACAGGAAAUAUCAAGGAGACAUUAACAUGAUGUGUCAAGGGCCAUGCGUGGCACAAUAAGCAUCAGCAUCCUGAGAGGUUGGCUUAUUCCAUCUAUUCUAUCUAUAGUCCAUCUGUUCUCCUGGACUAUAUAUUUUCGGAGCACCCCAUUUAUGUAACUCUGUAUAUGGAAUUUUGAAAGUGCCAAAGCAUUUGUUUACAUUUCCCCAAUUUUUAAAACAGUGUUAUGUAUGUUUUCAUUGUGCAUACAUUAUUGUACACUGCCUUUACACUGAGGUUAUGUGUUUAUAGAUUAUUUAUUGAAGGCCUGUUGAUAUGAAAUUUGUGCACUCAUAAAUGUGAGGAUAAUAUGCUGUAUAUACCUUCAUUGCAAUGUUCAGAUAUUUGAUAAUAAAAGGUAUAUGUGUUC